AUGAUACACAUUCUUACAGCCAACUCAAAUACUCACCCUGGCACAGCCAUUGCCGACUUUGUUAUCUUUCCUCCCCGGUGGUUAUUCGGCGAGGACACUUUCCGACCACCAUCAUACCACCGAAACCGUAUGAGCGAGUUCAGGGGUCUUAUUGAGGGGUCUUAUAUUGCAAACGGGUCCGGCUCGGGUGGGUUCCAAGCUGCUGGGGCAAGUCUCGAUAACUGGAUGAGCAGCCAUGGACCAGACUCGGAAGCAUUUGACAAGGUUAACAACCAAGAACCCAUUCCGGUUCAAGUUGGGACUGGAAGUAUUGUUUUCAUCGAGAGUUGCUAUAUGGUUGGUGUCACCGAUUGGGGUCUGAAGAGGUGUCAGAAGGUCCAGGAUGACUAUAGCGAAGAGAGCCGGGGAGGCCUCAAGGAUCUUUUCAUCCCUCCCGAGCUUCCAUACGAUUGA
Penicillium coprophilum is the source of this 453-nucleotide messenger RNA. RefSeq lists its product as uncharacterized. Gene Ontology annotation, molecular function: homogentisate 1,2-dioxygenase activity. Lineage: Eukaryota; Fungi; Ascomycota; Eurotiomycetes; Eurotiales; Aspergillaceae. Gene Ontology annotation, biological process: L-phenylalanine catabolic process. The coding region runs from base 1 to 453 and encodes 150 amino acids. Gene Ontology annotation, cellular component: cytoplasm. The record is from RefSeq and is a predicted model, not a curated record. The transcript has a single exon.